AACUGCACACACACAUACUUACCGGCCCAUUAUUUACCAUGUUUUUCUCUUUUCCCUCUCGGUUAUUCAAACAGGAAAUGUUUGCUUUCAUGGUUUUACUCAGCCACCUGUUAACUAGAAAAAUAACCAAAUAAAGGCGCCAGUUGCACAGUGACAGUAUUAUCCACGAUGGCAGGAAGCUGGUAUUAUGUUGUCUUAUUGCUGAUCUGUCUAUUUUCCACAACUGUCGUUUUCUCUCGUUUCUGAAGCCCAUACUGCACGUCGAGUUCAUAGGACCGUUUUUAAAUGUCCUUGUAAUAACAACGCUGUGUGUCUCAGAUGGAGUUCGCCUGCAGUCAUGUUGUGUGUAAUUGGAGGCCUGACGGAGCAGCAUCCACAGGUGUUUCUCUUAUCAAACACCAGUUUGACAACACAGCGGCGGUUAAACAACAAGAAGGUCCAGUUCCUCCACCGCUGCCCCCCCGUCGUCUCCGAAAACCUCGGCCCACUUCGCUGCCUCUGCCCCCCCUUUCCUCCUUCCAGCCUCCGCCUGCCCCCCUCUCCCUCCCUCCUCCUGUCCCACCCAGACUGGACAAGGAAGGAGGAGGCCGGCUGGAAGCCAACGUCAACGUCGUCUCCAUCGAUGUUGGAAAACUGGUCGACGUCUGCGCAGCCUCAGGCCUGAAGAGUUAUCAGAGCCCACUGAGUUGUGGGAAAUGUAGUGCUGCCCUGUCAUGUCUGAGUACUUUACAGAGCAACGUGUGGGUGUGCGAGUUCUGUGGGUGUGAAAACGGUGUGAACGACGGUGGGAAGAGAGUGUGUGUCGGUCCGGGCGCAGGUGUGCACAGCGACGAGAUUUACCUUCCAAAUCAGAGUGACGACGACUACCAGAACUUGGAAGACACGCUGGUGGUUUUCUGUGUGGACAUAUCUGGCAGCAUGAUUGUCACUACAGAGGUUCCAUCCAGCAGCGGAGCGCCUACGCACAGGUCCAGACUAGAGGGUAUCCAGGACGCUCUGCAGAGAGCGCUGUCGUCCCUGCUGCAGCAGUCGCCCCGCAGGAGGGUGGCACUGGUCACGUUCAACGAUGAGGUUGUAAUAUAUGGCGAUGGUACUAGUACGCCUCUCACUCUCCGGGACUGGGCGUUGGUUGACUACGACCAUAUAUGGCAACAAAGCGCGGCUUAUAGCAUCCCUCACUGCAUCGCUGAGACGUACGACCCGCUGGUUCAGAGGGUCAAAGACCUGAGGGAGCACGGGGCCACGUGUCUUGGUUCUGCAGCAUUAGCCUCGGUUGCUAUGGCGUCAAGGUACCCCGGGUCAAAGGUGAUCUUGUGCACUGAUGGCAGAGCCAACAUCGGACUGGGAGAGAUGGAGCAGAUCCCUUCUCUGUCCUCCUCUCCCCUUACUCCGUAUUUCUACAGACAACUGGCUCAACGGGCUGUGGAGAGUGGAGUCAUAAUAUCAGUAAUGACUUUUGAAGGGACAGACUGUCGCCUGGCUGACAUCGGGAGACUCGCAGACACCACUGGAGGAAGGAUAAACACUGUGAGCAUUGGUACCGUUGCAACAGAGAUCCGGUCAGCCUCCAUGGACAACAUCCUCGCUACGGGAGUCACGGCAACCCUGCUUGCUCCUGAAGGAGUGUAUUUUCCUUUUGACGAUGAAUACAAUCACAAACUGCUGAGAGAAAUCGGGAAUGUGACCAAGGGGUUGGAGAUAACUAUCCAGUUUGCUGUAAAACCAGAGUUUACAGAAGUUUUCCUCCAGAAAGACACACUUCCAUUUCAACUCCAGCUGAACUUCAAGACCAGAGACCAAGAAAAAGUCACCCGUGUUAUAACUGAGCGACGACCGGUAACUACCGGCAGUAGGAUUUGGGCUGGGAGCCUCAACAUGGCGGUGCUUGGCGUUCACUGUGCUCAACUCUGUGCCAGUUUAACUAUGGAGGGUCGGGUGCAGGAAGCACAGAGGCAACUAAAAGCACACCAAGACCUGCACAAUCAAAUCAGUAAGCAGAGACCAAUCCAAAAAGAAGAGAGUAUCUAUGGCAACUGGAUAGACACCAUGACAACAAUCUGUGACAACAUCACCACUGAAUCACAGGCGCUCUCGGAUCAAGCAGCUAAUGUAAUGUACCAGAUGAAGAGAGCCAGCAGUGCCAACAGCAGCAGCAGCAAAAACACAAAAGAGAUCCAAAAGAAGACAAGGGUGAAGAAAAAGGCUCUUGUGGAGGGAAUGUAAAGAAAUCAACCAUCCACAAAUAUUCAGAUUAAGCCAUGUUGGCUCGUAGCUUUUUUUAGUGGGUGUGGGACUAGAAGGACGUUCAUUGCACACUGUCUUCGUUAGACUAAUAUUGAAAUUUAACACCUGGACUGAAAAGGACAGAGCACUUGGGUGCCCGGGUAGCUCAGUUGGUACAGCGCGCGCCCAUAUAAAGAGAAGAGGGCCAGGGUUUGAUCCGACCUGAGACCUUUUCCUGCACGUCUGCCUAGCACUCAAACUAAAAAAAAAA
Messenger RNA from Etheostoma cragini (Arkansas darter), 2494 nucleotides. RefSeq names its product circularly permutated Ras protein 1. The transcript is spliced from 18 exons. Bases 319 to 2223 code for a protein of 634 amino acids. Gene Ontology annotation, molecular function: zinc ion binding; SNARE binding. The record is from RefSeq and is a predicted model, not a curated record. Lineage: Eukaryota; Metazoa; Chordata; Actinopteri; Perciformes; Percidae. Gene Ontology annotation, biological process: endoplasmic reticulum to Golgi vesicle-mediated transport; COPII-coated vesicle cargo loading; intracellular protein transport. Gene Ontology annotation, cellular component: endoplasmic reticulum exit site; COPII vesicle coat.